This is a messenger RNA of Acyrthosiphon pisum (pea aphid), 4696 nucleotides long. RefSeq lists its product as uncharacterized. The record is from RefSeq and is a predicted model, not a curated record. The transcript has 3 exons. Bases 477 to 4427 code for a protein of 1316 amino acids. Lineage: Eukaryota; Metazoa; Arthropoda; Insecta; Hemiptera; Aphididae.
GGACCAGCAGCGUCAUUGUAGCGUAGAACGCGGACGUCCCCCGUCGUACCCAAUCGCCGUUGACGUAGGCAUUGGCUUGCCAACAGCUGUCUUUGAACAUUGUCAGUGCUUGUAGUGCCGAUGUGCCGUCCGGAUCGAUUCUCGCGACACGCUGCGAUCGAAUUUUUUUGUUGUUGUUUUGUAAUGUUUGUGUAUUUAUAAAAUAUAAUUCUUCGUGUUUACAUUAAUUAGUGUGUUUGACUAUUGAUCGAUUCCCCGUGUGUCUUGUACUAUUGCCCUCCCCUGCGUGUGUGAGUUCGUGUGAUGCGUCAGUGUCCGUUUAGAAAGACUUUUUUCCGAUCGUGCACUUUGAACAUUUUUCGGGUACCUACGCGUGCCGGCGUAUCCGUCUGCCUUCGCAGAAUGUCAAUUUAUUCUCAAUGUAACAUGCAGAUAUUAUAAACUGGUUUGAAAUAUUAUCAUAAACACGAAAUAAAAUGGGUUCUAAAUUGAAUAGUGAAAAGGAGAACAAAAUUGCUAAUCACGGAGAACAUUCCGAUUUCUAUACAAUAAGAAUUAAGUAUAGGAACAAUGGACCUAGUUUUGUGGAAGAACCUUUAAAUUCUAUAAAUUUGGGUUCCCCAAUCAAUUUAAAUGGAUUGAAAAAUUAUGCUAGAAAACUACCAGAUACUACAGAGGAGGAGCAUACCUUUGGACUGAACCAAAGAUACCCUAAACGGAGGAAAAUAGAACAUUACCAAGAGGAACUACUCAAGAAUAAUUUCAUAGGACCAUUUAGUUCUGAACAUCUAACUAUCAUUUCUGUUAAUAACUUCCGUACACUUAAGCUUAAACCUGAAUGUUAUAAAACUAAACAUAAAACUAAACAUUAUAAAUCUCCAUUCUUAUUUCCAAAAUUACAUCCAGAGGUUGUUUUAGAUUUUAUUAAACAGCCAUCAAUAAUUAAACUCAGGAAACUAUUGGAUUUAAUGCAUACUGAAUCUAUAUACUAUCUCAAACACUCAAAUGAUUUGUCAAACCGUGAACAAAGUUGGCGAAUAUCUAAGGAACUUAAAAAAUAUUUAAUUGAAUUAUGUUAUCAAAAAUUCUGUGAAUUAUGGCUGAAUAAAACACCAAAUACAUCAAUAUUAUCAGCGAAACAACUGAAUCGAUUUAUCCGUUCUAUACUUAGACAUACAAGAUGCAGAACAACUACAUGUACCAUGAAUUUAAAAAAAUUAAUAUUAUACAAUGGAGGUUUUACAGGGUAUCCGAAAAAACCUCUCUUAGUUCUAUGUAUUAAUAUUAUUUGUUACGUCUUCACUACUUUAUUGAGGAGAAGUUCUAGAAUAAUCUCUAAGGAGAAUAAAAAAAAGUUAAAUUCCAAGAAUUAUAAUAAAGUUGAAAAACUUUCUAUCAAACUCUAUGAAAAAGGCACAACAAAGAAAAAAUCUUUCUUAGAUAUUGUUAAGGAAUAUAAACAAAUAUUGAAAACCGAUAGACUCAAUUUUUAUCAAGUAGCUGACGUAAAGUAUGCUUAUGAACGCAUUUUAGAACCAGGACAAUACAUAACAAAAGAAGAUUUAGAUACAUGCGCGAAUGAAAAUUACAGGUUUAAAAUAAACCAAAACAUUAGUUUUGAUGAGAAUAAUGAUGACUUUGAAGAUGAUAUUGAUGAUAUUGAUGAUAUUGAUGAUAUUGAAAGUACACCUUUUAAAUUUGAACAUAGUCUUCUUGAGUAUGUUAAAAAUGUCCAACCUAAUAAUUAUUUUGGGCACCAAUAUGAUAAGAAAUAUGGGGCCAUAGAAGCAAUAGAGAGAGAAGUUCAUAUCCAAAGUACUUCCAAAGAAGACCAUAUUAUUAAUAUGGACAUUUCUACUGAAAAUGGUCUUCUUGAGUAUGUUAAAGAUGUCCAACCUAAUAAUUAUUUUGGGGUCCAAUAUGAUAAUAAAAAUGGGGCCAUAGAAGCAAUAGAGAGAGAAGUUCAGAUCCAAAGUACUUCCAAAGAAGACCAUAAUAUUAAUAUGGAUAUUUCUACUGAUGAUUUAGAGGAAACAAUUUCUACAAAUUAUUCAGGAGCAGGAACUUCUUCUGAGAAUUUAGGACUAGAAAGAUCUACAAAUACUUUGGUAAAGAUAAAAAAUAGUUCAAACAAUUAUUCAAAAGUAUGUGAAAGAUUUAUAUAUAAAUUAUUAUCAAAUCCAAUAACAUUAACUAAAUCAGAAAAAAGAAUGUUAAGAACUAUUGUUUUUGCAGACAUGAACCCAUAUAAAGUUAAGUGGAAAAGGUGGAAAUCUUCUGAAAGAACAAGAUUAUUUCAAAUUAUUGUAUAUUUCGGAAGUUUGAAAAUGGGACUUUGUGAUAAGCUUCACUUGGACCUUCUGGAUUUAAAAGGAAAAUAUAUAUGUGAUAUGAUAGAUAUCGAAAAAUUAUUUAAAUCAAUACAAGUUGAAUCCUGCGUUUUGGAAGAAUAUUUUACUUUUACAGAAGUAGAAAAUUUUUUAAUUUGGCCAUUGGGUAAAAUGAUUGUUAAUAAUAUUAUUUCACAAAGGAGUCCAACUAUUAACAUUUUAUUUAGCUUUGUUAAAAAAAUCCUUAAUGAAAUCUGCGAAAGAGUAAAAGAUUUUUGUCGCAGUACUGGAAUAAGAAUUGUAUUGAAUAAAGAAUCUCUUUUUGAGAGUUUAUCUAAUGUCCGGAUAGCAAAAGACGUCUUUACUGAGCUAUCACUGAAAUAUGCAAAUAUUCAUACUUAUCCAUCAACAUCCGAUAAUGACGAAUUUUCAAAUGAUGCGCCAGGAACAUCAAACUUGGAACAUUUUUGUAUCACAAAUACCGGGUUUUGUAUUAAGAAAAACAGCUCAAAUGAAGAUAUAUGUAAGAGUAUGGUUAAUAUUCUUAAAUCAGAUGAUUCUAUUCGUCAGUCUUGGAAAGAUUGUAAUAAUUUUCGUAGGUUUAUAUCCAAGCUUCUGAAAGCUGGUGUCACAUUGCCAAUAAAAGAAAGCAAUACUGGACAAGGUUCAAAAUUUGUUGAAGUAUAUGUAAGAUGGUUUUGUGAAGAAUAUCUUGAAGAUGAUAAAUUUUAUAAAUUGGCAGUAAGUAUCUUGAAAAAUAUUUUUCUUUAUAUUGAUACUGCAAGUGGAUGUACAGACAUUAAUGUUGAAGAUGCAAUUAAUAAUGCGUUAAUGAUAUUGUAUGAUCAACCUUGUUUUGCAAAGGUUUAUGAAUCGUAUCUUAAUACCAAAUACCUUAAGUGUUUGUCUAGUUCAAAACAUGACAGUAAUAAUGAUACGGAAAACCACAGUGAUUACAAAGGUGUCAAUAUAAGAGCUAUUGAAGUACUGAAAAUUGAACCAAAUGUAAAUGUUCAAACGGACCCGAUAGACACCAAUAAUGUUGAUAUGUCACUUGUUCCUAGCAAUAUACCCACAUCUAAUGUAUUUGAUGUUUUAAAUAAUGUAACAAUUAAAAAUUUAGUUACUCCAGAUCUUCAAUCUAUAAAUUACGACAUAAACGACCCGAUAGACACCAAUAAUGUUGAUAUGUCACUUGUUCCUAGCAAUAUACCCACAUCUAAUGUGCUUGAUGUUUUAAAUAAUGUUACAAUUAAGAAUUCAUUUACUCCAGAUCUUCAAUCUACAAAUUAUGACAUAAACGAUCCGAUAGACACCAAUAAUGUUGAUAUGUCACUUGUUCCUAGCAAUAUACCCACAUCUAAUGUGCUUGAUGUUUUAAAUAAUGUUACAAUUAAGAAUUCAUUUACUCCAGAUCUUCAAUCUACAAAUUAUGACAUAAACGAUCCGAUAGACACCAAUAAUGUUGAUAUGUCACUUGUUCCUAGUAAUAUACCCACAUCUAAGGUGUAUGAUGUUUUAAAUAAUGUUACAAUUAAGGAUUCAGUUACUCCGGAUUUUAAAUCUACAGAUUAUGACAUUAAUUGUGAUUUUCUUCUUCAAAAUCUUAUAAAUGAAAAUUCUAAUAAUUUGAUGGAAAAUAUUUGUGUUAUUGAUGAUGGUACUGAUAUAUUUAAUAAUCCUGAUACUGUCAUGAUGGAUAUUGAUGAUCCUAAUUAUAAUAAUAUUCCUGGCUUUAAUGAGUUUAAUGAAGAUAGUCCAUUUGAUGAUGCAAUUCCAACAACAGUUAUGUCACUGGACUAUAAUUUGUCCAAUGGUAUAUUAGAGUCUGAUAACUUAGAAUUUCAACAAACCAAGAAUACAGAAGAAAUUGCUCAAGUACCAAUAAACUCAAUUGAUCCAUUUAUUUUUUUUGGAGAGAAGGAAGAAGAGAUAAACUUACAACUUCAAAGAGCCAAGAACAUGGAAGAAGUUUCUAUGAUAUCCUCAGAUCAACUUGUUCAUUUUGACCAGAACGACGAAAUUAACCUUAAUGAUGUGGAGACAGAUAUUGACAAUUAUGGUUUUUACAAUGCUGGUGUACUAUUGCCACCUUAGAAGUGAAUGCUAUCAGAUACAUCAAACAUAGUUUGAAAAAAUUGUUUAUAUAAAGAUUAAUUAAAAUAUGUCAGUAUGCUUUUGUUAGUUAGUUAAUAAUUUUUAAUUGUUUAUUAUGAAAAAGUUAACUUUACUUUUACUAUCUUUGUUCUAAUUAUUGAAUGUGUUGUUUGAAAUGUGAAUAAAAUAAAAUAAUAAUCGAUUAUUUUAUAAACAUUUUUUUUUUGUUAAUAUAAAUUUUAAAGUAAUAUUUAAAUGUGUACAAAUGU